GAGCAAAUUCAGAGUGUCUCAUUUGCGAUGAUGCCCUAGGAUGCUCCAUUAGGCGUCAGUUGCUCCGUUCCUUUGGUGUUUCCACAACCAGCUAGAGCUUCCCAAUUACGUUAUGUCAUCUUCCAAACCCCCCCCAUCCAUUUCUCUGGAUUAGCUUUACGAGUAUAUUCCGUCCACUAAUUUCCGAUCUUCCAGGAAAUCCUAUCGUCGUAGUCUCCCGUCCAACAAGCCCUAGUUUUCGACCUUUUGGGUGGGGUUUGAACCGGUGUGCGAUGAACAACAAUAGGGGUAGGUAUCCGCCGGGAAUCGGCGCUGGCCGAGGCGGAGGCAUGAAUCUGAACCCGGCGUUCCAGUCGAGGGUCCCGCAGCAACAUUACGUGCAGAGGAGCUUGGUGCAGCAGCAGAACCACCACCAGCAACAGCAGCACCAGUACCAGCAACAACAGCAGCAGUAUCAUCAGCAACAGCAACAGCAACAGUGGCUUAGGAGAGGCCAGUUGGGUGGUGCCGAUUCAAUUGUCGACGAGGUCGAGAAAACUGUGCAGUCCGAGGCCGUCGACUCAAGUUCACAAGACUGGAAGGCAAGGCUAAAGAUACCUCCGCCUGAUACACGCUAUAGAACUGAGGAUGUGACAGCAACUAAGGGAAAUGAGUUUGAAGACUACUUUUUGAAGCGUGAGUUGCUUAUGGGAAUAUAUGAGAAGGGGUUUGAAAGACCAUCUCCUAUUCAGGAAGAAAGUAUUCCUAUUGCUUUAACUGGGAGUGAUAUUCUUGCUAGAGCAAAAAAUGGAACUGGGAAAACAGCUGCAUUUUGCAUUCCUGCAUUGGAAAAAAUUGAUCAAGAUAACAAUGCUAUCCAAGUUGUUAUACUCGUUCCAACCCGAGAGUUGGCUCUUCAAACAUCACAAGUCUGUAAAGAACUUGGGAAGCAUUUGAAUAUCCAAGUUAUGGCUACAACGGGUGGUACUAGCUUAAAGGAUGAUAUCAUGCGCUUAUAUCAACCAGUUCAUUUACUAGUUGGAACUCCUGGAAGAAUCUUAGAUCUUGCUAAAAAAGGUGUUUGCAUUUUGAAAGACUGUUCUAUGCUUGUUAUGGAUGAGGCUGAUAAGCUUCUGUCUCCGGAAUUUCAACCAUCGAUAGAGCAGCUAAUUCGAUUUCUGCCUGCAAACCGUCAAAUAUUGAUGUUUUCAGCUACAUUUCCUGUUACAGUCAAGGACUUUAAAGACAGAUAUCUUCAAAAGUCAUAUAUUAUUAACCUUAUGGAUGAGCUUACUCUGAAGGGUAUCACACAGUUUUAUGCUUUUGUUGAAGAAAGACAGAAAGUCCACUGCCUAAAUACCCUUUUCUCCAAGCUGCAAAUAAACCAAUCAAUCAUCUUCUGCAACUCAGUGAAUCGGGUUGAACUAUUGGCCAAGAAAAUUACUGAACUUGGUUAUUCGUGUUUUUAUAUUCAUGCAAAGAUGCUGCAAGACCAUCGGAACAGAGUAUUUCAUGAUUUCCGCAAUGGUGCAUGCAGGAAUCUGGUUUGCACUGAUCUAUUUACAAGGGGAAUAGACAUUCAAGCAGUCAAUGUGGUUAUUAACUUUGAUUUUCCCAAGAACUCAGAAACAUAUCUGCACAGGGUUGGUCGAUCUGGAAGGUUUGGGCACCUUGGUUUAGCCGUGAAUUUGAUCACAUAUGAGGACCGCUUUAACUUGUACCGGAUUGAGCAAGAACUUGGGACUGAGAUAAAGCAAAUUCCACCACAUAUUGAUCAGGCAAUAUACUGUCGGUGACUGCUGGUAGAUAUCUCUUACCGUGUGGUCAAUGAUGGUUGAUGCUGUCCAGUUAAGAAGGUUAUCUAGCUUAAUUAUAGAGGACGCAUUCUGGAAGUAUGUAUUGGGGAAAAAGUCCUUUUGUCCAAGUGGAAGGUAUUUCCCUUGGAUUGCUUUUAUUAGUUUCUGGAUUUUCAGAGCCCCAGAGGCAUGUUUUAGAUUGGCUUAGGAAAGAAAAACCCAGAUAGAUAUCUGCUGGGUCCAAGUUCACAGUUGCAUUUAGAUUUUAUUAUCAGUCUGGUUUCCUGCUAUACCGUGAUUCUAGUUUGAUCGCCGUUGAUGGGUUUGCCUUGCGCAAGAAAUCCAUUGGCUUCUCUUAUUCCGUUU
Messenger RNA from Juglans microcarpa x Juglans regia, 2141 nucleotides. Its product is annotated as DEAD-box ATP-dependent RNA helicase 8-like. Gene Ontology annotation, cellular component: cytoplasmic stress granule; P-body. Gene Ontology annotation, biological process: cytoplasmic stress granule assembly; P-body assembly. The coding region runs from base 273 to 1775 and encodes 500 amino acids. The transcript is spliced from 11 exons. The record is from RefSeq and is a predicted model, not a curated record. Lineage: Eukaryota; Viridiplantae; Streptophyta; Magnoliopsida; Fagales; Juglandaceae. Gene Ontology annotation, molecular function: ATP binding; RNA helicase activity; mRNA binding.